AUGGCUGCUACAAACACUACGAAGACUGGACAACCCUUCGAUCGAGAUGUGCUGGACUCACUCUUACGGCGAACUGGCUUCUAUAUGCCUUCGUUCGAGAUUUAUGGAGGAGAAAAGGGCCUGUACGAUUAUGGUCCGCCUCUUACUGCUCUACAAUCCAACUUCGUUGAUCUAUGGCGCAAGCAUUUUGUGCUCAGAGAGAAAAUGCUCGAGGUCGAUACCACUAUCAUUACCCCCGAACCUGUAUUCAUAACGUCUGGCCACGUCGCCAAGUUCGCUGACUUUAUGUCUAAAGACCCUAAGACUGGCGAGAUCUUCAGAACAGACCAUCUGAUCAAGCAAGUACUUGGUGCAAGACUGAAAGCCGACCAGGACGCUCGUGGUCAAACGAUAGAGGUUGAGAAACCAGACGAGCCACAGAAAAAGAAGAAAAUUAAGGACGUUAAGAUUGAGAAGUUAGACGACGCAGUAGCUCAAGAAUACAAUGAAACACUUGCAAAACUAGACAACUACGAUGGAGAAGGCUUCAACGAGCUCAUCAAGAAGUUCGACAUCAAGGGUCCAACCAGUGGUGUCGACCUAGACCCGCCGAAGCCUUUCAAUCUGAUGUUCCAAACGUACAUUGGUCCUAGUGCUGACAAACCCAAUGGUUAUCUACGUCCCGAGACUGCCCAGGGUCAGUUUCUCAAUUUCCAGAAACUGCUCGAGUUCAACAAACAGAAAAUGCCCUUCGCUUCUGCCUCCAUCGGCAAGUCCUUCCGAAACGAAAUCUCUCCACGUCAAGGUUUAUUGAGGGUAAGAGAAUUCCUGAUGGCUGAAAUCGAACACUAUGUCGACCCUGAAAGUGGCAAGAAGCACGAGAAGUUCGAAGAUGUGAAGGACGUCAAGCUUACCCUACUCAACAGACAUACACAACUGGCUGGAAGUGAAAAGACUGAAGUGAUGACGGUAGGCGAUGCUGUCUCGAACAAAGUCAUUGAUAACGAGACUCUUGGCUAUUUCAUCGUUCGCAUCCAAGACUUCCUCCUCAAGCUCGGCAUAGAUCCUAGCAAACUCCGUUUCCGCCAACACAUGGCCAACGAGAUGGCUCAUUAUGCCGCUGACUGCUGGGACGCUGAACUUUUUGGCUCUUUCGGUUGGAUCGAAUGCGUUGGAUGCGCUGAUCGCUCCGCCUACGAUUUGACUGUUCACAUGAAGAAGACCGGUGCCCCAUUGGUAGUACGUGAGAACCUUCCCGAACCAAAGAAGUUCAAGGAGUAUCAAGUCGAUAUGAACAAGAAGAAACUAGGUCCUAAAUUUCGGAAAGAUGCGAAAGCGGUCGAGAACGCUGUUGAAGACUUGUCCCAAGAUCUCAGAGAAAAGCUCUCGUUGGAAUUGAAAGAUAGUGGAAAAAUUACCAUCGACACCCCAAACAUUGGCAAUGGCAAGACGGAACUGGACAAAGACCUAAUCACAAUCGAGCAAAGAGAAGUCACACAGCAUAUCCGAGAAUAUACUCCGAACGUCAUUGAGCCAUCCUUCGGUAUCGGCAGAAUAUUGUACCAUCUCCUCGAACACGUCUUCUGGACUCGUUCUUCCGAAUCUCAAGACGAACCAUCAGCAAGAAACGUGUUAAGCAUCCCACCUCUCAUCGCGCCCAUCAAAGUCCUUAUUGUCCCGCUCUCAAAUCACCUUGAUUUCAAACCUUUCCUGCGUCACUUGACGUCUCUUCUCGACGAAAUGGACGUCGCCAACAGUAUCGAUGACUCCAGCGCAAGUAUUGGCAAGCGAUACAGCCGGAACGACGAGCUAGGCACUCCUUUCGGAAUCACUGUAGAUUUCCAGACCGUGAAGGACAAGACCAUCACCCUUCGAGAACGAGACAGCACAAAGCAAGUACGUGCGAGUCAGGAGGAUAUCUGCGCUGCCAUUGAAUCGCUAGUAAGAGGUAGGGAAACAUGGGAACAGGUCAGCAAGCGGCUGCCGGAAUUUACAAGUCAAGAGGUAGAUUAG
Molecule: messenger RNA, 1992 nt
Organism: Lithohypha guttulata
Lineage: Eukaryota; Fungi; Ascomycota; Eurotiomycetes; Chaetothyriales; Trichomeriaceae
Gene: GRS1
Product: Glycine--tRNA ligase 1, mitochondrial
Exons: 1
Coding region: 1-1992 (663 amino acids)
Biological process (GO): mitochondrial glycyl-tRNA aminoacylation
Cellular component (GO): cytoplasm; mitochondrion
Molecular function (GO): glycine-tRNA ligase activity; ATP binding
Source: RefSeq, a predicted model, not a curated record